AUGGCCUCCGCCCGGGGACGCCUGCCCCCCGCGCUCUGGGUCGUCACGGCCGCGGCGGCGGCAGCCACCUGCGUGUCCGCGGCGCGCGGCGAAGUGAACUUGCUGGACACAUCAACCAUCCACGGGGACUGGGGCUGGCUCACGUAUCCGGCUCACGGGUGGGACUCCAUCAACGAGGUGGACGAGUCCUUCCGGCCCAUCCACACGUACCAGGUGUGCAACGUCAUGAGCCCCAACCAGAACAACUGGCUGCGCACCAGCUGGGUGCCCCGCGACGGCGCCCGGCGCGUCUACGCCGAGAUCAAGUUUACCCUGCGCGACUGCAACAGCAUGCCCGGCGUGCUGGGCACCUGCAAGGAGACCUUCAACCUCUACUACCUGGAGUCGGACCGCGACCUGGGCGCCAGCACGCACGAGAGCCAGUUCCUCAAGAUCGACACCAUUGCAGCCGACGAGAGCUUCACGGGCGCCGACCUGGGCGUGCGGCGCCUCAAGCUCAACACGGAGGUGCGCGGCGUGGGCCCGCUCAGCAAGCGCGGCUUCUACCUGGCUUUCCAGGACAUCGGGGCCUGCCUCGCCAUCCUGUCCCUCCGCAUCUACUACAAGAAGUGCCCCACCAUGGUGCGCAACCUGGCUGCCUUCUCGGAGGCGGUGACCGGGGCAGACUCCUCCUCUCUGGUGGAGGUGCGGGGCCAGUGCGUGCGGCACUCCGAGGAGCGGGACACGCCCAAGAUGUACUGCAGUGCCGAGGGCGAGUGGCUGGUGCCCAUUGGCAAGUGCGUGUGCAGCGCCGGCUACGAGGAGCGGCAGGAUGCCUGUGUGGCCUGUGAGCUGGGCUUCUACAAGUCGGCCCCCGGGGACCAGCUGUGUGCCCGCUGCCCUCCCCACAGCCACUCGGCGGCCCCUGCCACCCAGGCCUGCCGCUGUGACCUCAGCUACUACCGCGCAGCCCUGGACCCACCGUCUGCAGCCUGCACCCGGCCGCCCUCAGCACCAGUGAAUCUCAUCUCCAGCGUGAAUGGGACCUCUGUGACCCUGGAGUGGGCCCCUCCACUGGACCCGGGCGGCCGCAGCGACAUCACCUACAACGCCGUGUGCCGCCGCUGCCCCUGGGCGCUGGGCCGCUGCGAGAAGUGCGGGAGCGGCACCCGCUUCGUGCCCCAGCAGGCGAGCCUGGUGCAGGCCAGCCUGCUGGUGGCCAACCUGCUGGCCCACAUGAACUACUCCUUCUGGAUAGAGGCCGUCAACGGCGUGUCCGACCAGAGCCCCGAGCCCCGCCAGGCCGCGGUCGUCAACAUCACCACGAACCAGGCAGCCCCGUCCCAGGUGGUGGUGAUCCGCCAGGAGUGGGCAGGGCAGACCAGCGUCGCGCUGCUGUGGCAGGAGCCUGAGCAGCCCAACGGCGUCAUCCUGGAGUACGAGAUCAAGUACUACGAGAAGGACAAGGAGAUGCAGAGCUACUCCACCCUCAAGGCUGUCACCACCAGGGCCACGGUCUCGGGCCUCAAGCCGGGCACCCGCUACGUGUUCCAGGUCCGAGCCCGCACCUCGGCAGGCUGCGGCCGCUUCAGCCAGGCCAUGGAGGUGGAGACGGGGAAACCACGGCCCCGCUAUGACACCCGGACCAUCGUGUGGAUCUGCCUGACCCUCAUCACCGGCCUGGUCGUGCUUCUGCUCCUGCUGAUCUGCAAGAAGAGGCACUGCGGCUACAGCAAGGCCUUCCAGGACUCCGAUGAGGAGAAGAUGCACUACCAGAACGGGCAGGCACCUCCACCUGUCUUCCUGCCCCUGCACCACCCCCGGGGGAAGAUCCCGGAGCCCCAGUUCUAUGCAGAACCCCACACCUACGAGGAGCCGGGCCGGGCGGGCCGCAGUUUCACCCGCGAGAUCGAGGCCUCCAGGAUCCACAUUGAGAAAAUCAUUGGCUCCGGAGAGUCAGGAGAAGUCUGCUACGGGCGGCUGCGGGUGCCGGGGCAGCGGGAUGUGCCCGUGGCCAUCAAGGCCCUCAAAGCCGGCUACACGGAGAGACAGCGGCGGGACUUCCUCAGUGAGGCGUCCAUCAUGGGUCAGUUUGACCACCCCAAUAUCAUCCGCUUGGAAGGCGUCGUCACGCGUGGCCGCCUGGCAAUGAUCGUGACCGAGUACAUGGAGAACGGCUCUCUGGACGCCUUCCUGAGGACUCACGACGGGCAGUUCACCAUCAUGCAGCUGGUGGGCAUGCUGCGAGGGGUGGGCGCCGGCAUGCGCUACCUCUCCGACCUGGGCUACGUCCACCGCGACCUGGCCGCCCGCAACGUCCUGGUGGAUGGCAACCUGGUCUGCAAGGUGUCCGACUUCGGGCUCUCGCGGGUCCUGGAGGACGACCCCGAUGCCGCCUACACCACCACGGGAGGGAAGAUCCCCAUCCGCUGGACAGCCCCCGAGGCCAUCGCCUUCCGGACCUUCUCCUCGGCCAGUGACGUGUGGAGCUUCGGUGUGGUCCUGUGGGAGGUGCUAGCCUACGGGGAGAGGCCCUACUGGAACAUGACCAACCGGGACGUCAUCAGCUCCGUGGAGGAGGGGUACCGCUUGCCAGCACCCAUGGGCUGCCCCCGGGCCCUGCACCAGCUCAUGCUUGACUGUUGGCACAAGGACCGGGCUCAGCGGCCUCGCUUUUCCCAGAUUGUCAGCAUCCUUGAUGCGCUGAUCCGCAAUCCUGAGAGUCUCAGGACCACCGCCACGGUCGGCAGGUGCCCGGCCCCCGCCUUUGCCCGGAGCUGCUUUGACCUCCGCGGGGGCGGGGGUGGCAGCGGGGGCCUCACCGUGGGGGACUGGCUGGACUCCAUCCGAAUGGGCCGCUACCGGGACCAUUUUGCCGCCGGCGGUUACUCCUCUCUGGGCAUGGUGCUGCGAAUGAACGCCCAGGACGUGCGUGCCCUGGGCAUCACCCUUAUGGGCCACCAGAAGAAGAUCCUGGGCAGCAUCCAGACCAUGAGGGCCCAGCUGACCAGCACCCAGGGGCCCCGCCGGCACCUCUGA
This is a messenger RNA of Eptesicus fuscus (big brown bat), 3018 nucleotides long. It is a transcript of the gene EPHA8, whose product is annotated as EPH receptor A8. The coding region runs from base 1 to 3018 and encodes 1005 amino acids. Gene Ontology annotation, biological process: cell surface receptor protein tyrosine kinase signaling pathway; axon guidance; protein phosphorylation. The record is from RefSeq and is a predicted model, not a curated record. Lineage: Eukaryota; Metazoa; Chordata; Mammalia; Chiroptera; Vespertilionidae. The transcript has 17 exons. Gene Ontology annotation, cellular component: plasma membrane; neuron projection. Gene Ontology annotation, molecular function: ATP binding; protein binding; transmembrane-ephrin receptor activity.